Sebastes umbrosus (honeycomb rockfish) is the source of this 3088-nucleotide messenger RNA. Its product is annotated as inner centromere protein. Gene Ontology annotation, molecular function: protein serine/threonine kinase activator activity. The record is from RefSeq and is a predicted model, not a curated record. The transcript is spliced from 21 exons. Gene Ontology annotation, cellular component: meiotic spindle midzone; midbody; kinetochore. The coding region runs from base 215 to 2719 and encodes 834 amino acids. Gene Ontology annotation, biological process: meiotic spindle midzone assembly; mitotic cytokinesis; metaphase chromosome alignment. NCBI's taxonomy places the organism in Eukaryota, Metazoa, Chordata, Actinopteri, Perciformes, Sebastidae.
UUGAACGCGUUAAACGGUUUCAGCGGGCCAGAGGAGGAGAGAGGAGAGACGUUAGUUCAGGCUGUUAGAGGAUUACACGGAAGGUAAAGUGGAAACUUUACAUUUUAGCUCAUUUAUUCUCACGUCAGCAUGCGAUUGAGUUAGCGUUUAAAGUUAACGAAGCAACGAGCAUCGGAUUUCCUUCUCAGAGACGAGGAUAUUAAAGGCCAUCAACAUGAACUCCGUACAAUCAUCCGUGCGAUCCCUCAUGCAAAUGUUUGAUAGCAAAGCACAAGAAUUCGCCAAUGACAUUACUAAUGUCCACAUGGUUUGGCUUGAGGAGAUCCAACAAGAGGCCAAUCGCAUGUUCUCAAGAGAUUUCAAUGCUGAACCAGAAUUAAUGCCAAAAACACCAUCACAGAAAAAGAAUAGUCGCAGGAAGCGUGUAUCCAUGGGGUAUCAGGAAGAAAAUCAAGCCAGACGAAGAUUUUCAAAGGGAAAGCGCAGUAACCUUCGUGGCUCCUCUGUCAAAUCACUGAACUUCAUUGCUGAAGAAGAGACCGCACCCGAGCCUUCCACCUCUGAAGACAACACCACCACGCAGUCUAAACGCACCACCCGCAAAAACAAACAAACAAAGGCUGAGGUGGCAGAGGAUGUGAGCCAGUCACAUGGCAGCUAUGAAACUGAGGAGGUGCAGAACAAGAAGCCGGGGCUGGUAGAGGAGGAAGAGAUGGACAAAAGUAACAAGGCGAACAAUGCCGAAGACGAGCCGGUGUACGUAUGUAGCACCUCAAAUUCUCCACCCACAAUACCCUCGCCCGAGAUUGUUGUCAGCAUCUCUUCAUCAGACCAGUUGUCUGCUGAGUGUGCUCAAAAGCUGCCGCCUUCUCCGGGCCGUACAGCUGCUAAGAUUGCAAUAGCUGGCGCGGGUCAAAGCUCACGGCGGAGCUCUGUACGGUGCUCCCUCAAGCUACGUCACUCGCUGGCUGGUCUGCGGCACAGCAUGACUCAGGAGUCUGUUCGACGCGCCUCACGUCGUUCCAUACUUAAGAGGAAGAUGGCUCGCAUGGGGGACUCCACGUGUAGCAGCAACAUUGAUGAGGAUUCCUGCAUGGACUCUGCAGAGGAAGAGGAUAGAGAGGCCAUAUUGGACGCUGUAAGUGCAGACACAGAAGAUGAUGCUGCAGCUGAAGAAUUGAAGGAAGCGAUCCAGAUUAACCAGAGCGUACAGCUGUCUGUUGGACGCGUUACUCGAUCUGUGGCUGCAAACUCUGCCUCAAUGGGGCCCCCAUCAUUGGUUACCACUGAACAAACAAUUAGCACUUCCAACAAGAGAACAGACACUGAGAAACAACACACUCCCCAGUCGGGUCGCAAGUCACGCCAGAGUGCCAAACGCAAAGUACCAGAUACUGUAGAGGAAAGUCCCACAAAGAGGCAAUCUCCUCCCAAGAAAAGUAAAAGUGCAAUUAGACCUAACAUGAGAACUUUCCUCCACACUGUGCAGAGGAAUCAGAUGCUAAUGAUGACUCCAAAUUCCCUCGGCCGGACUGCUGUUAUGAAGUCCUUCAUUAAACACAACACUCCUCUGAAGGUUGAUCAGAAGUCAAGCAAUGGUAUCGUGACAAAAGAGCGUCACAAACUGGAAGCACUCAAGAAGAAGCAGGAGCAAGAGGAGGAGAGAAUGAAGAAAAUGGAGGAGGAGAAGAAAAAGAAACAGGACGAACUUAAAAGGAAGAGGGAUGAGAGGCUGAGAAGAGUGUUUGAUGCCAAAGUAAAAGAAGAGCAGAGGAAGGAUGAAGAAAAGAAAAAGAAGAUUGAAAUUCAAAAUGAUAAGCGUCUGGCAGAAGAGAAGGCCAAGAAGAAGACGGCCGUUAAACGUCAAGAGGACCUGGAGCAGAAGAGGAAGUUGGAAGAAGAGGCUAAAAGGAAGAAGAUUCAGCAAGCGGAGGAAGAGAAGUGGCAGCAGGAGUUACUGGCCAAGAAGAAGGCCGAUGAGGAGGAACAGCGAGCUCGUAAGCUGGCUGAAGCUCGCCGAGCGCUGGAGCAGAAGAGAGAGCAGGAGAGGGAGCGAGAGAGAGAGCUGGAGAGAGAGCGACUAGCUGCUGCUGCUGAAUGGGAGCGAGUGGAAAGAGAAAAAGCUCUGGCUCUGCAACGGGAAGUUGAGAAAGCAGCAAGAGAGAAAGAGAGGAGAGAAGUGGAGGAGAAAAGAAAGGAGCUUGAGAGAAAAAUGGAGGAGCAGAAGAAAUUAGCUGCAGAAGAGAGAGCUGCGAAAGAGAGAGAAGCUGCUGCUAAAAAGGCCGCUGAUGCUCAGAAGGCCGCUGCUUGCAUGAAUGUGACCGUGGAUAUCGAGCGCUCUGUAAUGGGCACACCUGUAGGAAAAGUUGGAGGCCUCAAUGUGACGGUGGAUAUUGAGAAAUCGCCACAAUCCUACUCCAUCACUCCAAACGGCAACAAACCUCUGUCCAAAAGUGCAGAAGAUUACGGGAUGGACCAGAACAGUGACGACUCCACUGAUGAUGAGUCUGCUCCAAGGAAACCUAUUCCAUCAUGGGCAGAAGGUCACAAUCUGCAGCAGAUAAUUAUGAAGCAGUACUUCAACCCUCCUGAUUUAGACUCUUUCUUCGGAACAAUUGAACCACCAAAACUGGAAAACAUCUUUUACAAGAGCAAGCCUCGCUAUUUUAAACGCACCAGCUCCGCCGUGUGGCACUCGCCUCCGGUCGGAAACAAGUAACAUCUGUACAGUGAUACAGAUACACAUUGCUGUAUAAAGUUUAAUCUUUGUUUUAAAGUCUGUUUCCAAUAAAGUCACUUGUUUUUUUCUCUGUUUAAGGUUUUAGUUAUCAACAUUUUAGGACAUAUUCUUACUAGUUAUGUAAAUAUAUCAUGGAUCUAAGUGAUACAUUAAUGAAAAUGAUGCGUCACGCUUGGACUUGAAAAUGGGUGUUUAUAACCUAGCUGGGAUGAGAACAUUUGAAAGUUUUUGCCAAGUGAUCAGUAAAAACUUUCAUUUGUAUAAUGUGUGUACCGACUGUAAAUUAUAGCAGAAUUCUUAUGUUUGGGAUUUAUUCAGGUGUAUUAAAAUGGUUCAAAGUAAAAAAAA